Molecule: messenger RNA, 1206 nt
Organism: Arachis duranensis
Lineage: Eukaryota; Viridiplantae; Streptophyta; Magnoliopsida; Fabales; Fabaceae
Exons: 4
Coding region: 29-862 (277 amino acids)
Source: RefSeq, a predicted model, not a curated record
GAGUAAAAAUGGAAGAUUACUGCAGUUCAUGGUUUUCAUGAGGAAGUUUAAAUGGAAAGAUUGCAAACAUCCUCCAAAUGCUAAAGUUGCAUGCAUUGUAGACCAGGAAUUGUUCAGGGAAAACAUAGUAUUCGUCACAGGAAGAAACGGUCGCCUAUAUCAGUAUAACAAAGUGACUGAUUUGUGGCAUGAGCAUUACCAAUCUCAGCAUUUGAUUCUAUCACAGUUUCCUGGAACAGUUAUUAGACCAUCACAGAAAUCGCUCUCAGGCUCACUCUUCAUGCUUUCAGUAGAAGGUGGCCUUGUUGAGUACCAAUGGAAUGCAUGGAAUGGAUGGAACUGGAUAGAACAUGGAACACCCGAUAAAGGCGCGAAACUAGUUGGUUCAACUGGUCCUAGCUUUGAGGGUACUCAACUACUUUUGAUUGGUUCAGAUGGAAAAGUGUACCUGAGAUACAUGGACAAAAAUGGUGCAUGGAAGUGGAAGGACUUUGGUUUCCCUUCAAUGGGAAGUGAAAUGGUUGAGGCGAAUCGACCAAGACAAAGUGGACUCAAUGAUGGGAAGGUAGUUUGCAAUGAUGAAUAUUCUAUGCAUGGCUUGAAGAAAGAUCAGAACAACCUUUCUGAUCAAAAGUCUAAAUGUGAUCCUAAGGUUUCAUCUACAAGACCAAUUCCAUUUUCUGAAGGUUCUGUUAUAUUUGAGCUCAGAGAUGGCAGGAUAAAAGAAAACGGAGGGAGUUCAUUUAAUAUAUGGCUGACGAGUGAUGACACGACUAAUGGCAGUUGGCAGAACUACAGCUUGUGGAGGAGACAGAUUGGGUUUGGUCAAGGACCAUUGGAACUCCAGCCAGUUCAUGCUUAGAAAAUUAUUGGAUCACUGUGGCAUCCUCAUAAUAUUGAAAGAAAAAGGUGAAUGUUAUGCUAACAAAUAUGAAAGAAAUAGUGAGUAGUGACACUAUUAUGCUAACAAAAAUGGUGAAAGAAAAGGUACUAGUUAGCAACACUUGAAGAUGAAGUAGCUAUUUCCUUUAAGAGGCUGAAUAGGUAGUGUUAGUAUUUGAGUUACAAUACAAAGCCCUGUGGAGAUGAGCUAUGAUAGCUUACUUGUAACAUAGAUGUAAAAGGAAAAUAAUAAUAUAUAUUUGUACAGCCAAAAUAGUACAUUGAAUAAGAGCAUGCACAAAACAAUCCUUUCAUUGUAUAUAA